Molecule: messenger RNA, 800 nt
Organism: Triticum aestivum (bread wheat)
Lineage: Eukaryota; Viridiplantae; Streptophyta; Magnoliopsida; Poales; Poaceae
Exons: 3
Coding region: 1-432 (143 amino acids)
Source: RefSeq, a predicted model, not a curated record
AUGAAAAAAGAAAAACCUCGGAUCGCUCUGGAAGGAAAUAAAAAAAAGGCACCGAAAGCGGUGACGAGGUCGCGACUGGCGGAAGCGGCGACAAGGUCAGAUCCCCCGACGGAAGCGGCGACGACCCAGCGACCGUACGCCGACCACCUCGCUCUCAGACCCUCCUUCCUCAUCGAGUUCGACGAGAUCAGCGCCGGCCCCAUCCAGAUGGUCCAUCAGCUUAACUCAUUUGAGCUGCCAGGCAGCCGUGUGCAAUCACAAGGAUUUCUUGACAUGGAUGUUGAUCGUGCCCGCGGCCGUUUGCAGUCACAAGGACUUGGUGCUAUUGAUGCCGAUCGUGCUCGCAGUCGUGGACAAUCACAAGGACUUGGUGAUAUUGAUGACGAUCACGGGGCUGUUGAGUAUCCUCGUGAUAUAGCAAGGGGAAGAUGAAAGCAUAGAGCACAGGCAGCAAGGGGAAGAUGAAAGAAUAGAGCACAGGCAGCAAAUGCUGUGGGCAGGGAAAAGAGCUAUCCAUUGUAGAGAGUAGCAUCAGGUUAUAUAGGCACUUGCUGCUAACGGCUACUUCAGGCAGUUGACUGCACUAGCCGUUGGAAGUUUGAAAAAUAUCAGACUUACAAAUAGAAAUAAUAAUACUUUAUUGUAUAGGAUUCCUGUACGUCUCCUAUGAUGCAGCCAAAGGCACUUUGUUACCAGUUCCUCUGGAUUUGCAAUCCAUAGGAUUGGCUAUGUCAUGGCAGUCAAAUCCUCCAUUUUUCCUAUUCCUUUGUUUUGCAAAUCCUGUGAUCCAAAGAAGCCGU